AUGAUUGAGAUAAUGGAUAAGCGAACGAGACUUGGAAGCGAAGAUGAAACCGAUCAAUCCUUCAGUGCUGCUAAGCGACAAAAACAGGCAAUCAGUCCUACAGCUCGAUACCAGCCUGAAGACUAUACGGUCGGCUGGAUCUGUGCACUACACACCGAGACGGCAGCUGCGCGUGCCAUGUUGGACUGCAUCCAUGACGAUUUGCCCCGGGCGCCGCAGGACAUCAAUACAUACACGUUUGGUAGUAUUGGACAUCACAAUAUCGUUAUAGCAAGCUUGCCCGCCGGCUACUAUGGGACGAAUAAUGCCGCUACUGUUGCGAGCAAUAUAGAAAGGAGUUUCCCGUCUAUUGAAAUACAUCUAAUGGUGGGAAUUGGUGGCAGCGCACCAGGGAAGCUGGAUCUUCGACUUGGUGAUAUUGUGGUUGGCAGCCGAGUGAUGCAAUACGAUCUUGGUAAAAUUGUCGGCGACGGCCAAAUUGAGCGGACGGGUUUCUCGAUAAUCCCACCGCCGAAAUUGUUAACUUACAUCACAAAGCUUCGCGCGAUUCAUGAAUUGACACCAACGAGGGUGCCAGUUAUUCUUCAAGAAAUGUAUCACAGAUAUCCCCAAAUGGCCUCGUACGCUCGUCCAAACGCCCAAGAUCGACUGUUUCGCGCCGACUUCAACCACAAUCGUGCCGCAGCUAGCUGUGAUCAAUGCGAUGCGUCGAUGCUAGUGCUUCGUCUUCCGAGGACAAAUUUUCAUCCAAAAAUCCACUACGAGGCCAUUGCCUCUAGCAAUCAGGUCAUGAAGCAUGGGAUCACAAGAGAUAAGAUUGCACAAGAACUUCAAGUUGCGUGUUUCGAAAUGGAGGCGGCUGGUUUGAUGAAUUUUCCGUAUCUGAUAAUCCGAGGAAUUUGCGAUUAUUCAGACUCGCACAAGAAUAAACAGUGGCAAGAAUACGCAGCAGCAACAGCAGCGGCUUAUGCCAAAGAGUUUUUGAACACCAUACCAACCACUGAGGAGGCAACACAAACGACAGUGCAAGUGGUGAAGCCUAGGGCUGAUGAAGAGCCUUUGAAAGAUUGGUGGCAACGGUUUUUGGACUGUCUGAAAUUUGAACAAAUCGACUCUCGCCAUUCAAACAUCGAAGCUGCCUAUAAAGCAACGUGCAAUUGGUUUUUUCAAAGCCCUGAAUAUCUCGCCUGGAUUGACUCAGCAAAGCUUAGUGAGCAUCACGGUUUCUUGUGGCUUGGUGGCAAGCCUGGUGCUGGCAAAUCGACAAUAAUGAAAUUCGCAUAUACACGCGUGAAAGAAGAACUAAUUACUAAGAAUGCUGUAGUAUCGUUCUUCUUCAAUGCCCGAGGUGACGUUUUGGAGAGGUCUACAACAGGAAUGUAUCGCUCUUUGUUACUUCAGCUUCUGCAAAAGUAUCCGGAUCUCCAAAAAGUUUGCGAGGAUUCAAAUCUUAUUAUACAAAAGGGCAGCUGUCCUUCUUCGGAGGCCAUUCAACUCCUAUUUCAAAACGCAAUUUCAAAGCUUGGAAAACGCUCUCUUACUUGCUUUAUCGAUGCCCUGGAUGAAUGUGAUGAGCUUCAAGUUCGUGACAUGGUGCGGUAUUUCGAGACCCUAGGGCAACAAGCGGUUGACGAUAACAUUGAACUGCGCAUUUGUUUUUCUAGCCGUCAUUAUCCUUAUAUCUUUAUUCGAAAAGGUAUAAGGCUUACGCUUGAAAACCAAAAAGGCCACGGAGAAGACGUGGUAAGAUAUAUACAAGGAAACCUUAGAGCCGACCCUGGCCCUUUGGUGAAAGAGGUCCAAGCCCAGAUUCUUCAAAAAGCAGCUGGAGUAUUCAUGUGGGUCGUUUUGGUUGUCGAUAUCCUUAACAAAGAGUUUGCACGAGGUCGCAUGUUUGCAGUGAUGAAAAGACUUGCAGAAAUCCCUGAUCGACUAAGCGACUUGUUUAAGGAUAUUCUUAAACGCGAUAAUGAAAACAUGGAAGACCUAUUACUCUGUCUUCAAUGGAUAUUAUAUGCUAAACGACCCUUGAUGAGACAAGAGUUUUAUUUUGCUGUCUCGACUGGAUUACUGGGUGAUGACGAGGACCUUUUGAAUGAUCUUAUGACUCCGAUUCCGAACGAUAUAAUUGACAGAUUUGUUGUCAGCUCUUCGAAAGGCCUAGCAGAGGUUACCAAGUCGAAUCAGCCCACCGUUCAGUUCAUUCAUGAGUCCGUACGUGAUUUCUUAAUCAAGGAUAAUGGUAUCCAAGAACUGUGGCCCGAAUUCGGCGACGGCUUCGAAGGUUUGUGUCACGACAAACUGAAACGGUGCUGUUAUAAGUAUUUAGAGCUCAUGGGUACACACCUAAGAAAUGAAGGUGUCUUUUCAAAAGGAAAGGAAGAAAUGAAAGUAUUCAGAGUAUCUGUAUCAUUACGAGCCCCAUUUCUCGGGUACGCAACUCACAAUGUACUAUAUCAUGCUGAUAGUGCGGCAAGGAGCAUGCCUCAAGAUAGCUUUUUAGCUGAGUUUAAACUCAGAGAUUGGAUUGUCACAAGCAACUUGAUCGAAAGCUACAAAGUACGCCGCUAUACGGCGACAGCAUGUCUGUCUUAUAUCUUGGCAGACAAGGGGUUUUCGGCUCUAAUCCAAACACAACUUCGCCAUGAUUCGAAUUAUUGUACUUUAGGCGAGAGGUACCGAUAUCCGAUUUUCGCUGCCAUUAUGAACGGAAAUGUUGCUGCCGUUCAAGCCCUUCAAGGAAAAGAUGCUUUAUCCGCUGGUGAAACUUCUUGCCGUCCAGAGGAUAUCAGACAUCGCUUGAUCUGCAAAGAUGAAAAUUUCCUAUGGGCAAUUAGCAAAGGCUAUAAGCCUAUCGUUGAGUGGUUCAUUGAAAAUGGGGUAGAUGUGAACAUGACGAGUCACGAUUAUAGGCCGGCGUUGUUAAUAGACGUGGAGAAAGGUCACGCCAGUACUGCAGAGCUACUGGCAGAAAGAGGCGCAGAUGUCACCUUCAAAGACACAUACCGACUCCAUCAAACCGCACUCAUUAUAGCUAUCCAAAAACACUAUAAUACCAUAGCGGCAAUGCUUAUAGAAAGAGGUGCAGAUAUCAACAUCAAGGAUGACCGCGGUCGGACGCCGCUGAUGCAUGCUAUUGAGCGAAGAAAUAAAAAUACUAUACAGCUGCUUCUCAAAAAAGGCGCAGAUAUCAACACCAAGAGUCGCCUAAGUCAGUCGCUUUUAAGACUUAAAAUUGCGCACGAAAAUACUAUAGAUAUCAUACAGCUGCUUAUUGAAAGGGGUGCAGACAUCAACGAACAGGAUAGCAGUGGCUGGACGUCACUGCUAUAUAGCAUGAAUGAAGGAAGGGAUAAAAAAAUCAUACAGCUUCUCAUCGAAAACGGCGCAGACAUCAACCUUAAUUCUGAUGGUGGCAUGGCACCGCUGAUGCAUGCUAUAGACCAGAAGAUUGAUCAAGAUAUUAUACAACUGCUCAUUGAAAAAGGUGCAGAUGUCAACACUGAGGAUUCCGGCGGCUGGGUACCGCUGAUGCAUGCUAUCAGGCAUAAAAAUAAUGAGAAUAUUGUACAGUUGCUUAUAGAGAAGGGCGCAAACGUUAACAGUAAGAAUUCCAGCGGCCAGACGCCGCUGAUAUAUGCUAUUCAGCAAAGGAGUGAUGAAGAUAUCAUACGGCUACUUAUUGAAAAAGGUGCAGAUAUAGAUGUUGAGGAUUGUGAAGGCCAGACAGCGCUGAAUAUAGCUUUUCGAAUGAAAAACUAUCCCAUUACUGCAUUCUUGAUCGAAAAAGGCGCAGACUCUAGCUCAAUUGGCUUUGGAGGAACUACUAUUGAAGAGCGUUUGGCGGCUUUUACCAGGAGGCCGCAAGUCGAGUAUCUCGACUCAUCUGUAACGGAUGAGGAUGACUUGAGGGAUUUUGAUUAUGAUGAAGGUUUUAUCUAA
Messenger RNA from Trichoderma gamsii, 3942 nucleotides. RefSeq lists its product as hypothetical. Gene Ontology annotation, biological process: nucleoside metabolic process. NCBI's taxonomy places the organism in Eukaryota, Fungi, Ascomycota, Sordariomycetes, Hypocreales, Hypocreaceae. The transcript is spliced from 2 exons. The record is from RefSeq and is a predicted model, not a curated record. The coding region runs from base 1 to 3942 and encodes 1313 amino acids. Gene Ontology annotation, molecular function: protein binding; catalytic activity.